Molecule: messenger RNA, 2453 nt
Organism: Schistocerca piceifrons (Central American locust)
Lineage: Eukaryota; Metazoa; Arthropoda; Insecta; Orthoptera; Acrididae
Gene: Atg14
Product: beclin 1-associated autophagy-related key regulator
Exons: 9
Coding region: 523-1980 (485 amino acids)
Biological process (GO): autophagosome assembly; cellular response to starvation; mitophagy
Cellular component (GO): extrinsic component of phagophore assembly site membrane; mitochondria-associated endoplasmic reticulum membrane contact site; phosphatidylinositol 3-kinase complex, class III
Source: RefSeq, a predicted model, not a curated record
CGGAUCCGUUUGCUGACCGCCCCCUUCUUUUCGUUACAAUUUAUUCCUGAUUCAAUAAUUCAAACAGUGCACCAAAACAAACAGUACAUGCAUCGUGAAAUCCUCUCAUCUGUCAUCUUAUCAAACCGCGUCCGAUACUGCUUCAUUAUUUCGCAACAAAGACAGCCAUCGACACGUCAAAAUCAGGUUAUCUGAAAGGAUCGACCUGCACUGCGGUCCGACCUCUUACUGUGAUGCAAGUUAUUGGGAACUUCGCUCUGCUCGGAAAAUAAAGGAAAUAGUUUGUGACAAAAUCCUUUUUCUGGAAUAAAACUCCAAACGACGGAAAACGACAGGCAACUGUAUUAUGACGUAUCGUGAAUCUGACACUUUUGAAAUAACCUUUCUGCGCAGAAGGAAGUCAUUCGCUGGGUACUAUGCAGAAAGAUUCAUAAUGACAAUAAAGUGUUUUUCGAAUGUUCAAAUAAUUGUUUCAUUGUUUGACACGGCGAUGUUUUCAUAGUGGAUAUCUUUGAUAAUGUAAUGGCGGCGAGUAGUUCGGAUGGUAGUUGUGAGGAUUUGGCUUUAAUGUCAAUAGAAGACAGCUGUAGCAGGUAUAGCUCAACUGUUGGAAAGUGUCCUCUGUGUGGCAAUUAUAAAAAGGCAUUUUAUUGCAAACAGUGUGUUCAGAAUGGAGACUUCAUUCAUUCGAAAUGUAUGCAAUCGUUGUACCCUGGUCGGAAGAUGUCUUCUUCCUUCGAUCAUGUUAUUUAUCGGAGAUUCGCGGAUAAACAAAUUAACCUCUUGCGGUUGAAGAAUGACAAGUGUCAGGUAGAGAAGCAUUGUGAAGAAUUGCUGUGGAAGCGGUUAAAAGCAAAUGAAUUGCAAUGUGAAAUAGAUGCUUGCAAAGAAAGAAUACGUCUUUUGGAAUUACUGAAUAAAGAGACUGCACUCAACAUUGUAAAAGGCCGAAAUGACGUAGCAGCCUUAAUAGAAACAAACAAGCAGCGAGCAGAUCGCUUGCCACGAUAUGAGGAGCGUGUCUGCCGUUUGCAGCAGUUUGUUGCCAACCUAUCUGAAGAUGUUGAAGAAAGGCGUCAGUCCUUGCAGAAAAUUCAAGAUGAGCUGAAGCACGUUAUAAGGUCAAGCAUACAGCAACUUGUGCAGUACAUCUUCCCCAUAGCACAAGUUCCAUCAGCUCAGAGUGAGGAAGACAAUGAAACACAAGAUACUGUUAGUGCCUUGGCUGAAGCAACUCGCACUGCUUAUGUUAAAGGCAAAUGGGUAUUUACCGACAGUUCUGGGGAACUACACCAUUGUAUAGUAGCCCCAUCACUUCCUGGGUCUGGAGAUUAUUCUGCUUAUAAUGCUUGGGUUGCUGCAAACAGGGAUGGUGUUCCUAGUGGUAACAGUGAUGUUGACCACAAUGCAGCAUACAACAUUAGUGCUGCCCUUACAUACACAACCCAGUUGAUCAAUGUAUUGGCAUUUUAUUUGGAUGUAUGGUUGCCAGCAAAAUUGAGUUACAGUGAUUUUUGCAGCCAUGAAAUGAGUGACCAUCAAUUUGCAAGAAGAGUAGCAAGACUUAAUACAAACAUCCUCCAUCUUUGCUUUUCGCAAAAUGUAAAUCCUGAGCUCCUGAGACCAUCGCACACACUACAGAAUGUGCUUCACUUAUUAAACACACAAGUUAGUGACUUGGGCAGGCAAGGACCAUUUGAAGUGGACUGCAAUCUCACUAAAUCACUAGAAGAACAACUGGCACGAGAAUUGGGUCAGAAUGAGAGCUCUGAUUCAGAAGAUGAGAGUGAUAAUUUGCCAAUGGAAUGGGAAGCAGUGCCCCAUGUUUCAUGUCCAGAAAGUUCUCCUGGCCCAAUGAGCUUAGGGUCGCAGCAAGCUCUGACCAGCACUCAACAAGCUACAAGUAUGGCUGGUGGUUUAGUUACCAGUGCAGCAGCAAGUAUUGCUUCCAUAUGGAGAGGUUGGACAGGAAACAGAUAGAAUAUGGCUAUAGCUUUAUAUAUUAGUUUUUUAAUGUAUACAUUUGUGCAUGGCAAAAAAGUCGCUAUGGUGUGUUAAUGUACAUUUAUUAGUAUAUUUUCCCCAUGGAGGCUUCUUUUUUGCAGUUAUCUCCUCUUUCACUGUAAAGGUUUGCUUUUUUCAGCGGUAUCACAUUUUUUGCUGAAGUUACCAAUUUGCACUUGAACCGCCAUUUUUUAAAAUGACAGUGGGAGCCACUAUUUUGUGUAGGUGGUGUUCAUUUUCUCUGGGUAGUGCUGGUGAUCCCAAUAAACUAAAAUGAGAUUUAUAGACUCCGACUGGUGAUUCUUGUACGCCUUUGAUUUUAUACUCAAAGUUUUCGUCGUAUAUGGCUUUGUAUUGUUUCGUGUAGAACUCAAGUUUCUCUAUUGCACACUUCAAUUUAUGAACAUUUUUUUCUCAGUAAUAAAAUUUUAUUAUAUUGGAUUCACGAG